Messenger RNA from Dothidotthia symphoricarpi CBS 119687, 767 nucleotides. RefSeq lists its product as uncharacterized. The record is from RefSeq and is a predicted model, not a curated record. The transcript has a single exon. Lineage: Eukaryota; Fungi; Ascomycota; Dothideomycetes; Pleosporales; Dothidotthiaceae. Bases 153 to 581 code for a protein of 142 amino acids.
CCUGUUUCUAAAAUUAUCCCAUGAUGUCAAUCACUUGUCCGGUGAGGCUUCUACCUAGUGUAUCUUCUAUAGAAACUAGAUGAUUGCUGCAAUUCUGCUGUAGUUCCAGCAAACGUAGAUCCUCAGCCGCUAAGUUCGAACUCAAAUGUCACAUGUCAGCGAGGCUAUGGUCACGGCACGAUUUCUCUACCCUUGCAGUGACCGCGUGUACUAACAGCCGUUCGGAAGACCGGCAACAGAAGGUUUCGAUGUUAGCUUUAUCUGGCACAGUCCAGACGGCUGAAGUAAUCUCACUGCUUUCGCAAAGGAACCAACAUCUCGAUCGAAAGGUGAUGGUUAGCAGAGACGAGUGUUUUCGAGCAAAUUGUCUCUGCCAAUGCGUCCAGACCUGCACGUUCUCGAACUUCGGCCGGGAAAGACUCCAAAGUCAGAUUAGGACUUGGUAUAAAACAUACGCGUAUGCCCACUUGCAUGACCUUUUUAUACAAUACAUAUCCCAUAAUAUCUUGGGAAUCUCAAAUGUCGAGCUUUCGACAAACCUAUGGAGAACCGGUAGUCAAAUCAAUAUAUCGUUCAACUAGAACGCCAUGAAGGCUUUUCUCUGCCAUUCCAGGUAUUCCGAUGAUUGCGAAAAUGAUGAUGGGAAUGAGAACGAGAGUCCAAGCAGUAGUAAUAACAGACGAGAAAGCCCUUCUCUUUUCGACAGCUCGAUAUCACCCCAGAAGGUGAUGAUGCACCGUACCAACAUCAAAACCACAGAGAAAGCA